CCGGGGUCUGGUUACCGGCUCCUUGCGUCACCUCCUGCUGGGGAGCAGCGCAGGCCGGUGGGGGCCUGAUGGAGUGGGGCCGGGCCCGGCAGGUCUAUCUGGUGACGGGCGGCUGCGGGUUCCUGGGCUCCCAUCUGGUGCGGAUGCUGGUGGAGCGGUCGCCCAACGUGGCCGAGGUGCGCGUCUUCGAUCUGCAGCUGGAUCCGGCCCUGCGGCAGCUGGGGACAGACAAGGUGAAGGUGACCCUGAUCUUGGGGGACAUCAGUAGCCCCACUGACGUUGGGGCUGCCGUGAAGGGGGCGGACGUGGUGAUCCACGCAGCCAGCUUGGUGGACGUGUGGGGCAGGGUCCCGCCCGAGAAGAUCACGGAGGUGAACGUUCACGGGACCAAAAACGUGAUUGACGCCUGCAUCGAGCAUGGGACCCAGUAUCUGAUCUACACCAGCAGCAUGGAGGUUGUGGGCCCCAACACCAAGGGGGAUCCCUUCUACAGGGGGAAUGAGGACUCGGCCUACGAUGCCCAGCACGAGCAGCCAUACCCCCUGAGCAAGGCGCAGGCCGAGCGCAUGGUCAUCGAGGCCAAUGGGACGCCUCUGGGGGGUGGCCGGUGGCUGGUGACCUGCGCCCUGCGCCCCACAGGGAUCUAUGGGGAGAAACACCCGCUAAUGAAGGAAUUCUACGAGAAGGGGCUGCAGACGGGACGGAGGCUGCUCCGGGCCAUUCCCGUCAGCACCGAGCACGGCCGGGUCUACGUGGGCAACGUGGCCUGGAUGCACGUGCUGGUGGCGCGGCAGAUGCAGGAUGCCCCGGCGGCCAUCGGGGGCCAGGUCUACUUCUGCUACGACGCCUCCCCCUACAAGAGCUACGAGGACUUUAACAUGGAGAUCCUGGCCUCCUGCGGCUUCCGCCUCCUGGGCUCCCAGCCCGUCGUGCCCCAUUGGCUCCUGCGCUGCCUGGCCCUGGCCAACAACCUCCUCCGGCGGCUUCUCCGGCCUUUCUUCUCCUACGCCCCCCUGCUCAACCCCUACACCCUGGCCGUGGCCAGCACCACCUUCACGGUGCAGACGGACAAGGCCCAGCGCCACUUCGGCUACCAGCCCCUCUACACCUGGGAGGAGAGCCGAGCCCGCACUGUGGCCUGGAUCCAGGAGGUCGACGCCCAGAGAGAGGCGGGGAAGUAGAGCCGGUGGAGCCAGAUAGUAGUGGGGGACUGAGCAGCUGGGCCUUGGUUCCAGCCUGCAUGUUUCUUUGCAAUGAAUCCAGCUCCAGAG
Molecule: messenger RNA, 1271 nt
Organism: Terrapene triunguis (Three-toed box turtle)
Lineage: Eukaryota; Metazoa; Chordata; Testudines; Emydidae
Gene: HSD3B7
Product: hydroxy-delta-5-steroid dehydrogenase, 3 beta- and steroid delta-isomerase 7
Exons: 7
Coding region: 69-1181 (370 amino acids)
Biological process (GO): steroid biosynthetic process
Molecular function (GO): 3-beta-hydroxy-Delta5-steroid dehydrogenase (NAD+) activity
Source: RefSeq, a predicted model, not a curated record